Purpureocillium lilacinum is the source of this 966-nucleotide messenger RNA. RefSeq lists its product as uncharacterized. Lineage: Eukaryota; Fungi; Ascomycota; Sordariomycetes; Hypocreales; Ophiocordycipitaceae. Gene Ontology annotation, molecular function: cellulase activity. The record is from RefSeq and is a predicted model, not a curated record. Gene Ontology annotation, biological process: polysaccharide catabolic process.
AUGCUUCGCUGGCUCGUCAACUUCGGCUUCCUGGCCCUUCCCAUAGGUGUCACCAUCGGCAUCCUGCUCGGCCUCCAAGCACAGCGACACGCCACCGGCGGACCGCCCUUGUUCCAGCCUCCCGACCAGCCUGGCGGCGCGCCCCCCGUCAACAACAAGCUCACCUACGUCCAGUCCUGCAGGAAGGAGGAUGGCAUACAUCCCAAGGUCAAGGAUGGCUACCAAGAAUUCACACUGAAUCCCAAUCAGUGGGGUACCAAGGCGGGAGACCCCGGCUUUUUGUGCAUGAACGUGACUACGUUCAACAACCAGACAUAUCCUACCAAGCACACGGCGCCAGAGUGGACCAUCUGGUGGCAGUAUGACCCUAUUAGCGGCUCGGGAAACAAUGUGCACGCCUUCCCCAACGUUAAGGUCGAUGGCAACGUGUUCCCGCAGGCCGUCAAGGAUGUGUCCCAGAUCGACUUCGACAUGCAGUGGCGGAUGAGACUGGACAAUGAGACCGGCCCAACGGACACGGACGCAUUGACAAAGGGAAACGUCAACGCCAACGUGGCAGUCGACAUGUUCUUGGAUACAGACAAGGCCUCGGCGCAGUCGAGCGAAAAGGCCAAGUUCGAAAUCAUGAUCUGGUUUGCCGCCCUCGGUGCGGGAACCAAGGCUGUAAAUGAGCAGGCCGGCAACGAGGUUGCAAAGUACACGUUCAACGGCACGGAUUUCGAUCUGUUCGCCGGCAAGAACGGAAAUGGGCAGAUGGUGCUCACGUGGAAAGCGCAGAAGACCAUGGAUGACUUCCACGGCAACCUGUACCCCUUCAUCGAGGAGAUCCUGAAGCUCAAGAACGCCGACUACAUCACCGACAGCCACUACCUGGGAUACCUCAGUUUCGGCUCCGAGGCGUACUUUUCCGCCGACCCCGUCACAUUCCAUGUACCAUCAAUGGCGAUUAACGUACAGAAAGCAUAA